This is a messenger RNA of Aplosporella prunicola CBS 121167, 1547 nucleotides long. RefSeq lists its product as uncharacterized. The coding region runs from base 348 to 1442 and encodes 364 amino acids. Lineage: Eukaryota; Fungi; Ascomycota; Dothideomycetes; Botryosphaeriales; Aplosporellaceae. The record is from RefSeq and is a predicted model, not a curated record. The transcript has 5 exons.
ACCUGCAGGCCUACCAACCUGAUCCUGAUCCUGAUCCUGAUCGACAGGGACGGCGGUGGCGACGGAGAUGGCGCUGCGCUGCGUGCUUUGCACCUGCCAUGUCCUGCCCGGCCCUGUAUGGCUGGUGGCAAGGCCAUGGGGCGAUGGCGCUGGCGGUCGUGUCGCACUGUGCCGGGCGUGGGCGUGGGCGUGACUGACUGACUGAUUGACUGCUAGAGGAGGAGGGAGGGGUAUAUCUUGGGGGUGAGGGUUCUUUUGUUGCUUCGUUUGCUCUCUCCCUCUUUUAUUCUCGGUGUAAGCCUCUCGGUGUAAGCUUCUCGUUCUUUGGUUAACCGUCGUUUUACACUAUGGUGCGCUUGGGCUUUGCGGCUGCGCUGCUUGGUGCGGCUUCUUCUUCUGCUGCCACUGCUUCGCUCGAGAAGCGUGCGGCGGAGGGCGUGCCGCAGUAUGUGCUCGACUAUGCACCACUGAGCUACCUCCACCACUCCGAAGCCUACUUCCCAGCCUCCAUCCCCGCACACCUCACGCACGUGCAACCAGAGACGAACUACACACCCAUAACGAGCGCGCCCGACCCUCUGACGCUGGACAACCUGGACCAGCUCUCCGACGCCGUCUACCUCACCUCCAAAGACGACGUCACCACCGACCCGGCCUGGCUGCGCGGCAGCAAGCCCGACUGCGCGGGCGCGACGGGCGAGGACCCCACUGCCGCCGUCGUGCUGGUCGAGAAGGGAACGGGGAUCCUCGAUGCGUUUUACCUGUAUUUUUACGCGUACGAUUGGGGCGGCGCGUAUUUGAGUGGCGCGAUUCAGGCGGGUAACCAUGUCGGUGACUGGGAGCACAAUAUGGUGCGUUUCGAGAACGGCACGCCGACGUACGUCUGGUACUCGCAGCACAGCAACGGGCAAGCUUUUGCGUACAAAGUGCUGCACAAGGACGGGAAACGACCCCUCAACUACAUCGCCAACGGCACGCACGCCAACUACGCCAUCCCCGGGACGCACGACCAUGCGAUCCCGAACCUGAACCUGCCGGCCGGGCUCGUCGAGGACCACACUGACGGCCCCGACACCCAGGGCGCGACGCGCUGGGACCCGCUGCUUGGGGCGUGGUUUUUCGGGUACAGCAACAGCUCUGGCUCGCCCGUGUUUACGGCGCUGGGGGCUGGGAGAGGGGGUGCGGAGGGGGAGUGUGCUGCUGCUGGUGCUCCGACUGUGGAUGCUGACGCGCAGGUCCCGACUAAUUGGCUGCUGUUUGAGGGCAAGUGGGGCGAUCAGGAGUAUCCGGAAAGUGACCCUAGGCAGAAGGACUGGUUUGAUGGCCUGUUGAAGAGGUAUGGGUCGGGGCCGACGGGGCCGGUGAGGAAGCAGUUGGGGCGCGAGAAGGUGUGUCCCGACAAUGGGAUUUUGUGUAUUCUGCGGUGGGUUCUGGGGCCGUGAGGGAACUGUGUAUAGUCAGUCUAUUUGUAGUUAAAGCUGAGAGAAAACGCGUCGCGUACAGCCGUAGGGCUGAAGCCCCACCGCGGGAGCUUUGACCUCGCUCCC